Molecule: messenger RNA, 1862 nt
Organism: Drosophila willistoni
Lineage: Eukaryota; Metazoa; Arthropoda; Insecta; Diptera; Drosophilidae
Product: glutathione S-transferase C-terminal domain-containing protein homolog
Exons: 2
Coding region: 64-1833 (589 amino acids)
Source: RefSeq, a predicted model, not a curated record
UUGCUUAAAUUCCCUUUUUUAUUUUAAUUUUAAAUGUUUUAAUUGAUUUUGAUUAAUUAAACUAUGGAUCAAUUAUAUGUGGAAAUCGAAAUAAGCACCCAAAAAGCUGAAACUAAAAUAUAUACAAGUGUUUCCUCUUUCAUGGCAUUCUAUGUCCUACGCUAUCUAAAUGAACCAAAGAAUAUACAGGUGAACUUUGUAUCCAAUAAAAUCGAGGGAGGACGCAUAGCUUUACGCAGCUCACAGCUGCAAUUGCAUCGGGAGUUGACGGAGCAGAAUAUAACCUGUCGGGAGGCCGCUUCACUGUCUGCCAUUAGGGAUCUACGUUUGCCCAUCUAUGCUAAGAAUGGCAAUACCUAUAUAGCUGGAGCUUGUGCUGUCUGUCGAGAGUUAAUUGGAAGGCAGUCGAAUGUGGAGCUCUCCAAACUGUUGGGUUUCAAAAAUAGCUGCCUGCUGGCUCCGGCUGAGGCCUCAAUUUGGACACGCUUCUGUGAAGUGGACGUGGUUCAGGCAGUUAGUUGUCUACUAGAGGGUCAGGAACUUACGUCUGUUCCUUUGGAGGUGGUGAGGUUCGAGAAGCAUAUGAACGAGCCGGUUCGUAUGCAUAAUAUAUAUAAGCAGGCUCGUGACCAAGCCAAUCAGAUUGACACGAAUGGCCCAAAAAUCAAACGGAAAGAACGGGUGGUCAUUGAUUGUUCGACACCCAAAGAGGAUUUGCUUAUCGAACAUCGUUUUGCCGAAGGUGUUAGCUUUACCAUUGCCGAUCUAAUCCUGUAUCCCCUGAUGAAGAUCAUUUUCCAGCAUUGUGACCACAUGUUGCAGUAUUUUCCAUUGACUAGUACAUGGUUAAGUGAGAUUGACUCCUUUGAUGGCAAUUGCUCGAGAAUAUUGCAAGAGUUAAUUAUCUCUGCAAAAGUGGAAAAGAGAACUAAGGUCUUAUCUAUACCCGAUUGCCAGGCCAACAGUCUAUAUAAGGCAGAUCCCAAGCGUUAUAAGCCUCGAAAUCGCAUUUACACUAGCCAGGAAGAAGUGGACUUGGCUUUGGCCAAACUAGAACAACUUGGCAUAAAGUUUUCAAGUAAUUCGGAGCAUAGCUAUGGCCAAGAAGUAAUCAAUUGGCAGGAAAUCGAACCUAGUCAUGAGAAGAGUUCGGCAUUGCCAGAAAAGCGUUUGGAACGGAAGCGCAAGCAAUUGGAGAACAUGGCCAAUGCAGUUAUUUCCCUGGCCCAGCCUGGAGAUCGCAUCGUGGACUUCUGUAGUGGUACUGGUCAUUUGGCAAUUCUCUUGGCCCUUCAAUUGCCCGAUUGUAUAAUUAUAGUGCUAGAAAAUAAGGCGUUCUCCUUGAGCCAGGCUCAGAAGCGAGCCGCAGAGUUAAAGUUAACCAAUUGUGUCUUCUACCAGUGUAACAUUGACUAUUUUGUUGGUCAAUUCGACAUUGGAACAUCGCUGCAUGCCUGUGGCACUGCCACCGACAUUGUCCUCCAGCAAUGCCAAAGAGUGCGGGCCAGAUUUGUCUGUUGUCCCUGUUGCUAUGGUUCACUGCAGCCGAUGCCUCACAUUUCAUAUCCGCUCAGCAAGCAAUUCCAAAAGGUCUUGACAUUCAACGAUUAUCUAUAUAUAGCCCACGCUGCUGAUCAGGCUCACGACUUGGGCACCAAGAAUUGUAAGCCAGAGAUUACGGCUCAAGGUCUAAAGUGCAUGUGCAUUGUGGACACGGAUCGUAAAUUGCAGGCCGAAGAAGCUGGCUAUAAAAUGGUGAUCCUAACGCGCCUUAAACCUGAACAGUGCACGCCAAAGAAUCAUUUGCUAGUUGGACGUUAUGAGAAUGUGUAAAUGAAAUAAAUUGAAAUGGGAACCCUCGA